CAUUUUAUUUUGAGCAAAUCCUUUUAUACACAAUGAUGGAAAGUAAAUUCCUACUCUGUCCAUGGCCUACCCUAUUGGGAAGAGACCGUAUGCCCUGACGCUAAAGAUCUUCACGUUUUCCUGUUUCCUUUCUGGUUUAAGAGCUUUGGUAUCAUCUGUAAGGCUGGUACCAGGCUUUGGGCUGAAAAGGAAGCAAAUGGAUGUCAAGUCCAGAGCUGGGAGUCCUUCCGAAUGGCCUCCCUUCUGGGUCUCCUAGGCCUCCGAGGGGUCUUGAACUCUCGGGCGCGGUGGGUGGGCGUGGCAGGGCCUCCGCAGGGGGUUGUGGGUUCUCUGGCCAAGCGGCUGCUUCCGGCAGACGGCGCCGCCAUCUUGGGUCCCGAUUGAACCCGCUUUUAAAGUUCAAACAUAGAUUUGGAUACUUGACCAAGAAAAGGAGGCUAAUUUUCAGAUUGCAACGAACGAAAUAAACCAGAGCAUCGUUCUUCAAGCCAAGGACCCUUGUCAUCCAUUAGAGCGGUAAUCAAGAGAUCACUCAUGAAUAGUGCACAGCAAAAAUGCCCCGUGGAAGAGCUUCUCGGACUUCUUUUCAGAGCGAGCUUCAUCGAGAUAGGAGGCGCCCAGAGAUUACCAUUGUGGCAGCUGAGCCCCUAAGGCCAGCCUCGUGGUUUCCAGGAGCUCCACCCCCAGGAUUGGGAUUUCCCCCACCUUCUGCAGCAGGCCCUUGGAGGCCCAGUGAGCUGGUUCCUGCUGAGCUCCCACCAUCUUAUGAACAAGUCAUAAAAGAAAUCAACCAAGUUCAAGUUAACACUACGAAUAAUAAUAAUGCUGCUGCCACUCCAAGGCACACAAUUACUUCUGCAACUCAGACUGACUUUUCAGAUGAAAUAGACAACCAUCUGCCUCAAACACUACAGGCACCUCUCAAGCCUCUCCAUCCUUCCUCAGUGGUCUCAGCCAGUGAUCAUCCAACGGAUGUGCCACCUCUAAUAGUCUUUGAUAUUUCUGAAGAACAGAAUUGUCCAGAGAACUCCAGUGCUCCAAGAUGUCCAGUGCCAAGACCAAGAUCAAAAGCCAACCUCAGACCAAUAGCCAGAGAUAGUCACAUUAAAGAGCAAAAUCACCAGAAAAUUAGCCCUGUGGCCACAGAAAGGGAAUCCUCCCCGAGCGAGCCCCAGUCUCUGUUGGACAGCACCAACAACUUGGAUAGUCAGGCAGUGAUGAACAUUAUGAACACAGAACGAAGCCAAAAUAGUGUUGUUUCAAGAAUCAAAGCAUUUGAGGGUCAGACAAAUAAAGAAACCUCGGGACUGUCUGUGAAACCAGAAAUUGUUCCCCGCACACUCCCCCCAAGACCUGCUGUUCCCUCAGGGAAACCCACAGUGGCUCCCAAACCAGCUGCUAACAGAGCUUCUGGAGAAUGGGACUCCUGGACUGAAAACAGACUCAAGGUGGCCUCUCGGGAGGGGCUCACCCCACACCCUCCACCACAAGAGGUAGGGAGCAUCCCAGUAACCAAACCUGAAUUGCCAAAGAAACCAAAUGCUGGCCUUAUACGAAGUGUUAAUCCUGAGAUUCCUGGAGGGGGACCUGUGGCCGAGAGCCCUGAUGGUGGGAAGAAAGUUCCAACUCCUGCUCCUCGGCCUUUGUUGCCGAAGAAAUCGGUUUCCUUAGAAAACCCCGGCCCUGCAGCUUUGCUGAAACCAGUCACCAUUCCUCCCCGACUCUCAGUGGCGUCACAGACCAAAGCAUUCAGGUCACUGGGAGAAGGACCCUCAGCCAACUCCACAGUUACAGCUCUGCAAAGCAAGCCUUCAGGGGACAUCGACCUCAUCAGUUUUGAUGACGAUGUUUUACCCACCCCACCCGGGAACCUGGUUGAAGAAUCUGUUGGUUCAGAGAUGGUUCUGGAUCCCUUUCAGCUCCCCACAAAAACAGAACCAACAAAAGAACGAGCAGUUCAACCAGCACCCACCAGGAAGCCCACUGUGAUUCGAAUUCCAGCCAAACCGGGAAAAUGUUUACAAGAGGAUCCGCAAAGCCCACCUCCUCUCCCUACUGAAAAACCUAUUGGAAACACUUACAGUGUAGUAUCUGGAAAACUGAGUAAUGUUGACAGAACUAGAAACUUGGAAUCUGACCACAUGGGUCAAACAGGAGGUUCUGUGCGAGGACCCCCAAGGUUGCCACCAAGACCUAUAAAUGGAAAAGUUAUACCGACUCGACAACCUCCUCCCAAGGGGGCCCCGGAGAGACCACCUCCCCCGAAACUUUCUGCAACCAGAGCAUCAAAUAAAAAACUGCCUUUUAAUCGGUCUUCUUCUGACAUGGAUCUUCAGAAAAAACAAAGUAACUUGGCAUUUGGACUUUCGAAAGCCAAGAGUCAAGUCUUUAAAAAUCAAGAUCCGGUGCUGCCCCCUCGCCCCAAACCAGGACACCCUCUCUACAGGAAAUAUAUGCUGUCUGUGCCUCAUGGAAUUGCCAAUGAAGACAUUGUCUCCCAAAACCCUGGAGAACUCUCUUGUAAGCGUGGGGACGUACUUGUGAUGCUGAAGCAGGCAGAAAAUAAUUACUUGGAAUGCCAAAAGGGAGAAGAUAUUGGCAGAGUUCACCUGUCUCAGAUAAAGAUUAUCACCCCACUUGAUGAACAUCUUAGAAGCAGACCAAACGAUCCAAGCCAUCCAAGCCGUGCUCAGAAGCCUGUUGACAAUAGUGCCCCUCAUGCUGUUGUUCUUCAUGAUUUCCCAGCAGAGCAAGUUGAUGAUUUGCACCUCACUUCUGGAGAAAUUGUUUAUCUUCUGGAAAAAAUAGACACAGAUUGGUAUAGAGGGAAAUGUAGAAACCAGACUGGUAUAUUUCCUGCCAACUACGUCAAAGUAAUUAUUGAUGUUCCCGAAGGAGGAAAAGGGAAAAGAGAAUCCGUGUCAUCUCAUUGUGUUAAAGGCCCAAGAUGUAUUGCUCGGUUUGAAUAUAUUGGAGAUCAGAAGGAUGAGUUAAGUUUCUCAGAGGGAGAAAUUAUUAUUCUUAAAGAGUAUGUGAAUGAAGAAUGGGCCAGAGGAGAACUUCGAGACAGAAUUGGCAUUUUCCCCCUUAACUUUGUAGAACUCAUGGAAGAUCAUCCCAUCUCUGGUGCAAACAUUUCAAGCACAAAAACACCACCCAAGGCCAAAAAAGAAGAUUCUGGUGCAAAUUCUCAGGAUAAUAGUCUUUCUGGAGAAUGGUGUGAAGCGCUUCACAGUUUUACAGCAGAGACCAGUGAAGACUUAGCUUUCAGGAGGGGAGACCGGAUCCUGAUCCUUGAGCAUGUGGACUCUGACUGGUACAAGGGCAGACUGCACGACAGGGAGGGGAUCUUCCCGGCAGUCUUUGUGCGACCCUGCCAAGCUGAGGCAAAAAGUAUGUCUGCUUUAGCACUUAAGGGGAAGAAGGCCAAAGCCUUAUAUGAUUUCCAUGGGGAGAAUGAAGAUGAACUUUCCUUUAAGGCUGGAGACAUCAUAACAGAGCUGGAAUCUGUAGAUGAUGACUGGAUGAGUGGAGAACUAAUGGGAAAAUCUGGAAUAUUUCCCAAAAACUAUGUUCAGUUUUGACAAGUCAGCUAAAGGUGAAGCUUGACUGUGUUUUUCAGCACAAGAACUCACUUGAACUAUCACUUUGACUAUCAGAUAUGUUUUUGCACUAUUUUUUUAAACUGAAUGAAAUACCUAUGCUGUACAUGGUACACUAGAAUUUUCUGAAAGCAGAAUAUGAUUUUGUAGUCAGCUUUCAUUCACAGUAGAAACCUGUACAUGGAAACCCAUAAGCAAGCCUUGAUGUUCUAUCAAGGAAGACAUCAAGCAGGAUUAGCAAGGCAGACAGACACUUCCCCUGGGGAGAGCAUCAGGUGACAUGGCAGCAUGGGGAGGCUUACAAGCAAAAGUUGCACUUAGACAUCUUUUCAUCAGCACAAGGAAAUUAACCAUGCUUCUUCCAUUUUUUACUUUAGUUUAAAAAGAGGACAUUUGAUAUUCUCCGUGCUGUAACUAUCAGGACAUAGUUGGUAAUCUAAAUUUCAUUGUUGAUAUUCAAAUUAAUUCUAACCACUUAAGCGCAUUAUCCCUUAUUACCAGGGCAAAUCUGUGCUUCAGGUGAGGCAGUUUAUUAACUAGUUGGGGCCUUUAUAAGCACGUGGUGAAUCAGCUCGUGCUCAUCGAAUGCUCCUUGUGUUACUAAGUAUUUCCCCUUUGUCUAAGGAUUUAAGGGUGAUUACAAUUUGAUGUAUCUUAGUCAAAAGAACCAAAAUCAUCUUGAAAUGCCUUGCUAAUACAACUAACCAAUCAUUCCACCUACCUGCCAUACCUUCUCUCUUCCAUGUAUAUUUUAUGUUAACAGGGUUAUUAUAAAGCACAUUUUCUGAAUCUGCAAUCAUUCUUUUGACAAUUACUGGUACCCAAAGAAAAAUUCAUUUUCUUUGCGUUACCCCAGUAAUAUAUAAAAACUGUCUUGUUAUAGUGGUACAUUAUGAAUUGCAUAUAUCUCAGAAUACAGAGCAACGGUUAAAACAGAAAACACCAAACCCCCACAGCUCAUUUCUUCCCAUUAUAAUCAGAAUGAAAAAUAAUUUAAGAAGACCGAAGGCUGAUAGUUAUUUGGGCUUUUUCCCCCAGCUCAUCCCUGAACAAAUUAUUAGAGCAAAUGAAAAACCACUUUCCUGGUAUCCAUUUGUUAUGCAUUCCAGGCUUAAGAUAAAAGUGGUUCUUUAUGUGACUGAAUCAAUUACAGUUUAUGGGCUUAAGCCAAAUAGGUCGAAGACAAUCUUCAAACAGAUCAAUGGAAUAGAAUUUCAUUGGAAAUGUAAAACACUUGCCCAACGAUGUUCAUGACUUUCUUCUAUUUUUGAGAAGAAUUCAUAUACUAGACCACUUGUUUGCUUUUGUUAUGAUUUCCCAUUGUCCAAAAAGUUAGGCAGCCAGUUGUCAAACCAUUAUGUGAACACCAUGUGGGGUUCUGUAAGGGAAGAGAUGUUUACUGUCUUUGAUGGAAAUUCAUCUUCCAUUUACAUGAUUACAAUUGAUUUGGGAAUAUGGGAGCUGUUUUGGUUAAAGAGGACAGUAUAAAGAAAACUCUUGUCUAAUCUCAAGAGUAAUUUUACGAGAAAUGAAUGACAGCGUUAUCUUGACUAAAUUUUUAUUUGCAGCAAGGUGCACAACAAUAAGGAAGUGGGGAUGUGUCUGGAAUAGGAUGGGGGUAUGUUAUUUUGCCUGUGUAAUUUUAACAUCAUAUAUCAAAGAUCAUGAAAGCCUAGCUUUAUUGGAGAAAAAUAUUCCUCUUAAAUUUUGGCCUUGUGUUAGCAGAAUGAUAAGUGCAAUAGUUGUAAAUCUACUUGACACUAUAAUAAACUGAGCUGAACUUUUCAAAGUCCUUUUCUCAUACUCGACUGAGUUUUUUGAGAAUGGAGAUGGUACCUUUGUAUAUCCAGCCCUUUGCACCAUGUAUGUAGACUCAAUAAAAGUUGGUUGGUUGGUUGGUUGGAUGAUUGGUAGAUUGGUUGGUUAGAUGGAAAGCUUUCACAUAUAGCAAUACUAUCUCAGAUCCCCAAGAUCCAGUAUUUUUCCUCCUUAAUUUGUAGACAAAAAUCUUCAUUGAAACAAAAUUCACAGUUUGUAUCAUUUCGCUCCUUCAUGACACUUUUUUUGCUUGCCACUUAUUACCCAGUCAACUGACAAAAUGCCGGAAUGUUGCUCAGUAUGGGUUUUCAUAGGUAUUUCCUUGUUCUCUGUAUUGAUUGAACAUAUUACAAUUUUUUCUAUAGGAAAAAAAUUUUUUUUCUAUAGGAUUUAUUAUACAUCAGUACUCUUUUAACAAUAAUUGUUUGGUUUUUAUUUUAGUAUCUCAGUUUCUUAAGCUGAGAUAAAUAUACCUAGUGAAAUAGCAGUGGAUAUUUGAGCUAAUUAUAAGGGAAUAUUUGUUAUAAUCAUUAAUAGUUUAUUCCUUUCAAUUAAUGCCAAAUGUACAUGAACCAUAUGAUUCAUAAUUCAAUGCCA
Molecule: messenger RNA, 6017 nt
Organism: Panthera uncia (snow leopard)
Lineage: Eukaryota; Metazoa; Chordata; Mammalia; Carnivora; Felidae
Gene: SH3D19
Product: SH3 domain containing 19
Exons: 22
Coding region: 555-3584 (1009 amino acids)
Molecular function (GO): protein binding
Source: RefSeq, a predicted model, not a curated record